CAUCACUGGUUUUUAUUCUGUGUGAAAUCGUUUUUUCUCUUGUCGGCAAUCAGUGGAAGCGUAGUUUAGAGUUUUUGAUAAAUAUUAAUAUUUGACUGAUAUUUAACGAUAUUCAAGAUGAAGAAAGUAAUAUUUGUUUGUUUAUUAUCACUCUCUGUGUGCCUCAGCGUACCAACUCAAGCACCAGAGACACCAGCUACACCAGAUGCUAAAGCCGCUAAGGAAACAGAGCCGAAACUUGAGACACCUAAACCUGCAGUUCUCGAAGCGAACAAUGUAACGGCUAAUAAAACUGCAGCAGCAAAUACCACGGCAACUGCUCAAUCGACUGCCCCAGUAAAUGCCACAGAGAAUGCCACUGCCACAAAAGAAACUCAAACCACACCUAAAGCUGUGAACGAAACGUCUACUAAGACCAACGACACUAAGCCUACAGAAAAGGCAAAUACAGAACUUAAACCCACAGAGGUUACUGAGAAACCCGCUGAAAAGAAAGAAGAAUCGCCUAAAGGAACUCCCACUGGCUCAGUAGUUCCUGUAAAUAAACCAACCAACGCUGAGACGGCAGAAACUGCAGCUAAGAACGCAACUGUGACGCCUAAGGCUGAUAAUGUCAGCCCCACUGUUGCGCCUGUCGAAGCGAAAACCAGAGCAUUCGAUGGGCCGAGCUUCAUCGGUGGCAUCAUACUGACUCUUGGUCUCCUUGCCAUCGGCUUCAUGGGAUUCAAGUACUAUAAGAACCAAACCGAAAGGAACUACCACACUCUCUAAAUAUUGUUAAGUUUCACCCUAUUUUAAGUGCACCUAUCUUUAAGAUUUAUUUUAUAAAAAGGGGAAUUUAUUUUGUUCUACAACUUCAAACCUUCGAGUGCACUUUAGUAAAUACAGGUAUAUUAUACAUAAUUACGUGUAAAUUUUGUUCAUCUCAAUAUUUUGAUAACGUAAUUUAGCUUUUCCGAAUUAUAUGUUAGGAGGUUCGCGUCACUAGCAUUCGUGUAGCAUUUCCGUCCGAAACGAAUACUAGUGAUGUGUCCCUUAGGUGAUUGGUCGAUUAGGUCAUAAUUUUACAACUCAAAUUAAAUUUGUUCUCUUUUUAAUAGCGUAAGACUUUGUAACUUCUAGUAGAUUGUUUGGCAUUUAUUUUUCUAUGUUGCAUGCUUUAUUUUAAGCAAGUAAGCAAAGUAUUUAUCUACGUAUAAUUUUAUAUCCACCAGGUUUUUAUACCAGACUUAUUACAUUCGUAAUAUUAUAUGAAAAUAUAUGUGAUUUGGAAUCUAUAGAUGUUUAUAUACUGAAUUUGUAAGAUGAUUCAAAUAUUAUUAAAACUAUUAUGGGCCACUGAUGAUUAUCAUCAUACUGUUUCAACUUUGAGUGCAAUUUAGUUGUAGUGUUAAUGUUCUUCUCUUGUGAA
Molecule: messenger RNA, 1411 nt
Organism: Helicoverpa armigera (cotton bollworm)
Lineage: Eukaryota; Metazoa; Arthropoda; Insecta; Lepidoptera; Noctuidae
Product: porimin
Exons: 3
Coding region: 118-771 (217 amino acids)
Cellular component (GO): cytoplasmic vesicle
Source: RefSeq, a predicted model, not a curated record